Blepharisma stoltei is the source of this 627-nucleotide messenger RNA. Lineage: Eukaryota; Ciliophora; Heterotrichea; Heterotrichida; Blepharismidae. The record is from the annotation of a GenBank genome assembly.
AUGGAUCAAGAACUGCUUUUUAGGGUCAUUAUUGUUGGAGACACUGGAGUAGGGAAAUCCUGCUUACUGCUGAGGUUUAGCGAAAACAUGUUCAAGGAAACACACACUGUCACCAUUGGAGUAGAAUUUGGAACGAAGUCAAUUGAAAUUAAAGGGCAACCGAUUAAAAUACAAAUCUGGGACACCGCUGGCCAGGAAAGCUUCAGAAGUGUGACGAGAAGCUUUUAUAGAAGAGCUGACGGAGUUUUAUUGGUAUAUGAUACGACUGCGAGGCAUACCUUUGAAAGUUGCGAAUAUUGGCUCAAUGAGAUCAGGCAAAAUUCUUCUCAGGAUGCUGAUAUUUUUCUAGUCGCCAAUCAAGUUGAUUUAGUUGAGAACGGAGAGCAACCUAGAGAAGUAAGUGCUGAGGAUGGCAAAGAAUUCGCUGAAAAGCAUGAAUUGAGUGGUUUCUUAGAAACCUCAGCAAAAAGUGGACAAAAUGUCCAAGAAGUAUUCACAAAAUUUUGCACAAUUUUGUAUGAGAAAUGGCUUGAAAAGCAGGAUGAUGAUCCCAAGCCUGUCCAACACACAAUUGGGCUUAAGCCAACUACUGUAAAGAAGAAGAAAAAGUGUUGUGGAAAUAAAUAA